AUGGGGGAUCAACGGCCAAGACGCCGCCAGGCGCAGAAGAAACGCUCCAAGACCGGUUGUCGAACUUGCCGGAUUCGCCGGAUCAAAUGCGACGAGACCCCGGGAGGAUGUCGCAACUGCCAGACGUCCGGGUGGCCGUGUGAAGGAGUGGAGCUCAAUCCCCUCCCCGGUAAACACGUCGCGUCCAAGGCACAGUUGUUGCCGUCCCUCGCGACCGACUUUGCAUGGACCGGGACCAGGACCAUGACCAUGACCUCGGAUGAGAAGCGAUGCUUGUCCUUCUUCCACUAUGUGGUGCUUCCGGGGUGUGUCGAGGCGUCGGAUCCAGGGCUGUGGGAGCAGGUCAUCUUCCCCCUCAGCGCCAUCGAGCCGGCCGUCUACCACGCCGUGCUGGCCUUCAGUGCCGUCAAUCACCACAUCCACGAAACCGACAGACUGGCAAUUCCAGGCCAGGAUCUGCGCAGUUCCUGGCACGGUUUUGCCCUGGUCCAUUCGAGUCAAUCGUUCAGUCUGCUCCAGCGGCGGACAGGGUCGCAUGACCCGCAGCUACCACAGGUGCUUUUGGUCUGCUGCCUACUCUUCAUCUUGCUCGAGCUGGCCUGUGCCCGCUACGAUGACGCCAAUACCCACCUGCGUAGUGGGCUGCACAUCCUCCACGAGCUACGACGGGGCGCUUCCAGCAUGGAUCCAGCGGCAUAUCCGAUUCCCCCAGGUCUCCUAGAAGCCUUUCUCUAUCUCGAUGCCCACUCAGCCUUUCACGGCGUCCAGCAGCCCUUCCUGCCCCUUGACCAACAGUUUCAGUAUCACGAGUCCUUUGAGGCCCGUUUAUGUGCAACGCCCUUCCAGACCGUCCAGCAAGCCCGUCAGAUCUUGCACUCCGUAGUCCCAACCGUCUUCCUCCUCCUUGAGCGCUGCUGGAGCCUCACGGACGUAGAACUCCUGAACCAGUACCCCGUGCUCCAGCCACAACAGCAACGGCUCCUAUCUUGUCUCAAUCAAUUUGGGGUGCAAUGGGAGAUGUUCAUUCGACAGACUCUCCCGGAGACACAAGAUCAAACCUCUACUAUGGUUCAACUGGCCCAUCGCACCUUCACCCUGGCCCUAAAAACAUGUCUUCACCCACCAUGCCAUCCCGAUCUGCGGGCUCUCCUCCACGAAUAUGAGAAUUUGCUCUCUGACGCACGGACUGCAUUGACACGCACGGAGCCCGUUCACCAGAGGCCGGGUCGUCUUCCUCGCCGUGUCGCGCGCUUCACGCCCGAUGGCACCGUCUGCGCGGCACUCAGCUUUCUGGCCCUGCGCUGUCCUGACUACGCCAUCCGGGCACGGGCGAUCCAGGCCCUCCGGAGCACCCCGCGCGCCGGGGGUUAUUACAAUGGCGCGCUGGUCGCAGAGUAUGCCAUUAGUGGGCUGAAGUUGGAACUGGGAUUGGGGGGCGGUGGUUCCGGGUCUAUCAAACAGCACCCUCAGCCGGAAAAGGGGGUUUGGCAUGCUGGCCAAUCUCCUCCGGGGACCGGUCUUAAAGAUAGUCGAGACCUUCAGGAGCUUCUUGCCCUAGAGCAGGACGGUCGGUUGCUGGGAUCCAUUGCCUCACUUCAAGGAGCCUCGGACUGGCUCGCGAGUCGGCCGGGCGGCGUAGUGGAAACAAAGUGUUCGGAGAUUGAGGGCCGGUCCGUGUGGUACUUAGACUGUGCAUGAUUUGAUGCGGACAGAAUGUGUUAUGUUGAAGAGGGCUUGGGUCUCCAUUCCAUUCUGACCGCAGUAUAUAACCGUACGGUUAACCACCUCGG
Aspergillus sclerotioniger CBS 115572 is the source of this 1790-nucleotide messenger RNA. RefSeq names its product Zn(II)2Cys6 transcription factor. Gene Ontology annotation, molecular function: DNA-binding transcription factor activity, RNA polymerase II-specific; zinc ion binding. Gene Ontology annotation, biological process: regulation of DNA-templated transcription. The transcript is spliced from 2 exons. Lineage: Eukaryota; Fungi; Ascomycota; Eurotiomycetes; Eurotiales; Aspergillaceae. Bases 1 to 1698 code for a protein of 565 amino acids. The record is from RefSeq and is a predicted model, not a curated record.